AAACCUGGAGAAUAAAACACGAGGAACUAGAAACCUGGAGAAUAAAACACGAGGAACCAGAAGCCUGGGGAAUAAAACACGAGGAGCCAGAAACCUGGAGAAUAAAACACGAGGAACCAGAAACAUGGAGAAUAAAACAGGAGGAACAAGGAGGUCUGAUGAAAAUUAAAGAAGAAAGACGAGAUACGAAAGAGGUGGAAGAGAUGUAUCCGGAUCAGAAAGAUCAUGAUGUCAAUGGAGAAAAAUCAUUGAGUCGCAGCACUAAAAAAACAGAAGUCAAACGGCCCUUCAGCUGCUCUCAAUGUGGAAAGCGUUUCACACGUAAGGGAUACCUUAAGACUCACAUGUUAAUUCAUGCUGGAAUAAAGCCUUUCACCUGUCCACAGUGUGGAAAGAGUUUCAUAAGUAAAGGAAUCCUGAGGGAUCACAUGUUAAUCCAUACUGGGAUAAAGUCUUUCAGCUGCUCUCAGUGUGGAAAGAGUUUUAUACAGAAAAAUCGACUUAAAAAUCAUUUGGUAACUCACACUUCAGAAAAACCUUUCUCCUGCUCUCAGUGUGGAAAGAGUUUUAAAAAAAAGUCAAACAUUAAUAGGCACAUGUUAAUUCAUACUGGGAUAAAGUCAUUCAGCUGCUCUCAGUGUAGAAAGACAUUUACACAGAAAUCAAGCCUAAAGGAUCACAUGUUAAUUCAUGCUGGGAUAAAGUCUUUCUUCUGCUCUCAGUGUGGAAAGAGUUUUACACAUAAAUCAUACCUUAGGAGGCACAUGUUAAUCCAUACUGGGAUCAAGUCUUUCAGCUGCUCUCAAUGUGGAAAGAGCUUUACAGAGAAAAGUCAACUUAAAAAACAUUUGGUAACUCACACUUCAGAAAAACCUUUCUCCUGCUCUCAAUGUGGAAAGAGUUUUAUAAAUAAAUCAGUCCUUAAGAGGCACAUGUUAGUUCAUACUGGGAUAAAGUCUUUCAGCUGCUCUCAGUGUGGAAAUACUUUUACACAUAAAUCAAGCCUAAAGGAUCACAUGUUAAUUCAUACUGGGAUAAAGUCUUUCUGCUGCUCUCAAUGUGGAAAGAGCUUUAUAAAUAAAUCAAACCUUAAUAGGCACAUGUUAGUUCAUACUGGGAUGAACUCUUUCAGCUGCUCUCAGUGUGGAAAGAAUUUCAGACACAAAGGACAACUUAAGAAUCAUUUGGUAACUCACUCUUCAUAAAAGCCUUUCUCCUGCUUUCAGUGUAAAAAGAGUUUUACACAAAAAGAAGAACUUGUGGCUUGUUUCCACUUAGCUGUACGGUACAGUCCAUUACAAUUUGGUACAGGGAACCCUGAUCAGACUUGUGUUUCCACUGCCAGUACUACCUUUACUUGGUAGAUGUGGCG
This is a messenger RNA of Carassius auratus (goldfish), 1372 nucleotides long. RefSeq names its product gastrula zinc finger protein XlCGF8.2DB-like. Lineage: Eukaryota; Metazoa; Chordata; Actinopteri; Cypriniformes; Cyprinidae. Gene Ontology annotation, molecular function: DNA-binding transcription activator activity, RNA polymerase II-specific; RNA polymerase II cis-regulatory region sequence-specific DNA binding. Bases 159 to 1205 code for a protein of 348 amino acids. Gene Ontology annotation, biological process: regulation of transcription by RNA polymerase II. The record is from RefSeq and is a predicted model, not a curated record. The transcript is spliced from 2 exons. Gene Ontology annotation, cellular component: nucleus.